Gossypium arboreum is the source of this 793-nucleotide messenger RNA. Its product is annotated as heavy metal-associated isoprenylated plant protein 12-like. Bases 154 to 531 code for a protein of 125 amino acids. Lineage: Eukaryota; Viridiplantae; Streptophyta; Magnoliopsida; Malvales; Malvaceae. The record is from RefSeq and is a predicted model, not a curated record. The transcript has 3 exons. Gene Ontology annotation, molecular function: metal ion binding.
AAUUGGCAAUGACUUGACUUAAAGGUUGACUUGGCUCUCUAUAAAUUUCUCAAACUUAAACCUUUUUCCAUCAUUCCCAAAGCCAAACCUGCUUUACUUCUACAUCUCAUUUUCAUCAACUUUUUGCUAAAAAAUAAUCCCCACAGCUUGAAAAUGAAGAAAGUGGUGUUGAAAUUGGAGCUACACAACGAGAAAUGCAAACAGAAAGCCAUGAAGAUAGCCUCUGGUCUUUCAGGGGUUGAGUCGGUUUCAAUAGACAAGGACCAUAAAUUGACAGUAACAGGAGAUGUGGAUCCAGUUAAGGCAGCGCAGAAAUUAGGCAAGUUAUGCCAUACUGAAAUAGUUUCGGUCGGACCGGCAAAAGAGCCGGAGAAGAAGAAAGAAGAGCCCAAGAAAGAGGAACCAAAGAAACCAGACCCGUAUACAAUGAUAUAUCACCCAUUUACAGCUCAAUACUACACUCCGGCACCCAAUUAUUAUGCUUGCUGCACACCUGUCGAGGAACAUUCACCUGGUUGCGUUAUUUCCUAAAGUUUUGGUUUUUUAAUUAUCAAAUUCAUAUUUUUAUAUGAAUGAAGAAGAAAAACACAACUCUUUUCUCCCUUUCCGUACGGUAUGGUGGGUUUACUGUUAAGUUUUUGGGUUUUACAGAAUACAGAUGCUGUAAUUUCUUAGUAAUGGGAAAUUAAAUUACUAUUUUCGGAUAUUUUAUGAUUGUGAUAGUAAAUUUUUCUUUUUAUUUGUAAUUUAUACAUUCUAUCAAUUUAGUCAUAAUAAAACAAAUUUAAUAUAA